AAACGGCGCGUGCAAAUUCCGGCUUCUGGGUAAACAACUCUCUCGCUCCCUUCGAUUAGAACACGGUAAAAGCAUUUCCAGCCAUGAGCUCCAAAGAACACGGCUCCGAUAUUAAAGUGCCAAACACGCUGGGGCAGCAGCAGGGAUUGAACAUUGCCUGGAUAACGGACCAGCAGUUUGCCGCCUAUGCAUUCGGCAAUGCGAAACGAAACCGUCCCCCAACACAGGGAGAUGGUCUGUCGGUCGAUAUUAAUCUGGUCGGUGCCGAUCUCAUCUUCGACGAUGCCACGAUCCGGCCGAUGAUCACCGAAGCUUGUCGAGUGUUUUACGGUUUGCAACGGUUGCGGUACGGGCUCGCCGAGGGAUCGAACAAACCCAUCGAUUAUGUGAAGAUAUCGCAAAAGUAUCGUUCCAUCUUGCGCAAAUCGCUCGAGAAGAUGAAUCUGCGCGUGCAGGAGCUACCGGAGAACGAUCCAGCCCUGGAAGCGUACCGGAACUUGAUAAGCCUGUUCUACUCGAUCGAAUGCACCUGGCAUCUGCUCGAGUUUCUCGUCAUCGAUAGCAACACGUCCGGGGCGAUCGUUUCCUCGCUGCUCGAAUGGAUUCGCUUCCAUUUUCCCGAACCGGAGCGUGCCGCCACGGAGAUGCUGCAGAGCGGCCGUGAGCUAGACAAGCAGGACAGCUACUGGCCCGUCGUGAAGGGGCUGGUGCUGCAGGGCCAAACGACAAUCGCCCGAGCGCUGCUGCGCGUGCACACGAGCUCCGAAACGCACUGCUUCCAGGUGGCGGAACAGCUGCUCCAAUCCAUUCCGAUCUACAGCGUGUACAGCGGGCUGUCCGUCCACCGGUACAAAACGCAAUGGCAGUGCUGGUGCGACAAUGUGCGCACGCUAGUGGCGGCGGGCAGCUUUGGAGCGGAACCGAAGCUGGAAGAGCUGCUGCGGCUGGUUAGCGGGGACCGGAAAGCGUGGAUGGAGCAGCUGCGCUCCUCCAACUGCUGGUACGAGUAUUUCCCCGGCUAUCUGCUGUACACCGAUUCCAGCUGCAAAUACUAUCAGCUGGGCCAGUACGCGAACGACUGGAUUGCACAGUAUCUGGCCGACUGGAGGGCAGACGGUCCGGGCGGAGGAGCGUCCAGCGAACGGCAGUUCAAGUUUCUCGAUAAGCUGGUCCUCUCGGUGAUGGAGAACAACCUGGUGAACGUGCUGCAGCAGAUACAGCUGUUCCCGGACAAUCGUUGGUUUGCGGUUCAUAUGGUCGAUCUGCUGUACCAUGCCGGACUGCUGGAGAUGGGUGCGGCGGACGAACCCGACGACAGUACGUCUCCCUCGAAGCUUUCGCGAACCGGCGCAGGCGUGUCGGACGGUAAACUCGUGCGCGAAUCCUUACUGUUCGACUACGGAUGUUUGCUCAUGUCGCACAGCUCAUUUUGGCAGAUCGGGAUGGACUAUCUGGAGUUUUCCUCCACCGAGGGCUUGGGCGCUCGGGAAAGCCUGCUCGCCCGGGUGCCGUUUCAAACCGAUCGGCAAGCGGAUCGAAUCAUUGCCGUAGCGCGCCAGAACAACUAUCCCGAGGUGGCGUCGGAGGUGUGCAAGGUAAUGACCAAGCGCAACCUUGCCCAGAAGAACUACGGCAGUGCGCUCGACUGGGCGAUCAGCUCGCGGGACAGCGCGUACGUGCGCGAUGUGGCGAACAUUUUCCUCGAGCACUACUGCAACCAUGGCGUGCUGCUGUGCGAGAAGCAAAUCGCCCAUCUGGGCUCGAAGGUAUUCAUCUCGCCCCGGUUAGUGUUUCUGCGCACGUACUACGAUUUCCGCAAAUCCUACCGCGAGCAGGCAUACGCAAAGGCUGCAGAACUGCUGGUCCGUUUGAUGGACUCCAAAAUCGUACCGUCCUACUUUUGGCCGUGCCUGAUGACGGACGCAAUUCCUCUGUUGGAGUUUAAGGAGCCCAUCAUUCCCUCGAAGGAGACGUACACCAUCCUCGAGCAUUUGCAGCUGGAUCUUGUUCCGAUGCUCAGACAUCGCCAGCAGAAGAAACUGAACGGCAGCGGCGGCGGCGGCGGCGCCGGACAGGACAGCAAAAUGGAUACUGAGCAGACCGACGGCAAGGAAGGACACGAUCAGACCGCGUUGAUACCUAAAUUUGCGUCCAAUCUGCUAAACAACUGCACGGAAGAUCUUAUCAAAAUGCUCCGUCUAGCGUGCGCCCGUAACCUUGCCCGGGCAAUCAUCAUCGAGAACACCGCCAGUGGAUAAAUGGGGCAGUGAUGGAGUGCGAGAUGAGUCGUGGUUUUUUUUUGCAUUUGAUACUUUUGUCCAUUCUCUUUUCGAUGUAGCGCAUAAAUACAAGUUUGUUUAAAUGUAACACAAUA
Molecule: messenger RNA, 2374 nt
Organism: Anopheles coluzzii
Lineage: Eukaryota; Metazoa; Arthropoda; Insecta; Diptera; Culicidae
Gene: Nup75
Product: nuclear pore complex protein Nup75
Exons: 4
Coding region: 84-2258 (724 amino acids)
Biological process (GO): protein import into nucleus; mRNA export from nucleus; positive regulation of DNA-templated transcription
Cellular component (GO): nuclear pore outer ring
Molecular function (GO): structural constituent of nuclear pore
Source: RefSeq, a predicted model, not a curated record